Messenger RNA from Paraphaeosphaeria sporulosa, 3280 nucleotides. RefSeq names its product vacuolar protein sorting-associated protein 11. Lineage: Eukaryota; Fungi; Ascomycota; Dothideomycetes; Pleosporales; Didymosphaeriaceae. Gene Ontology annotation, biological process: intracellular protein transport; organelle fusion; endosome organization. Gene Ontology annotation, molecular function: protein binding; protein-macromolecule adaptor activity. The record is from RefSeq and is a predicted model, not a curated record. The transcript has 2 exons. The coding region runs from base 429 to 3137 and encodes 902 amino acids. Gene Ontology annotation, cellular component: HOPS complex; endosome.
GAGGGCAGGCGUGGCCUGUGCAUGGUGCCUGCCUGCCCGCAGCUUCGCAACCACGAUAGCUCCUGCCUUGCGAGAGGGCACGAGGAUGGAACGAUAACGAAAUGGCCGUGACUCCGGUGAGCUCCAACAACCACCCAGCCAGCUUCUAGCAUGGCAGCGCUGACCCGGGCCCAGUGGCAGUUCAAGUUCUUCGACGUCUCGCAAGUCAAGCUCCCAGACGACGAGAGCUCAUUCCUUUCGGAGGUAUGAGACGAUCACCACAACGACAUACACUUGCUCACCCGCCAUAGCCUGGAAAUAUCACAUCUGCAGUCUCAGGUUCGGAAAGCAUCUUCUUCGGCAGCGCAGAUGGCGUCGUGCGCAUCGUCUCGCAGGCCUUCAAGGUCGUGCGCUCGUUCAAGGCGCAUGACACGGGCGCAAUCACCCACAUGAAGCAGGUCCAGGGCACUGCGCUGCUGGUAACCAUUGCUGAGGAUCUGUCCAACGAACCUGUUCUGAAGGUGUGGGCGUUGGACAAGCUAGAGAAGAAGACAGGCAUCCCACGCUGCCAGAGCACGCUCUCGGUACACAAUGGACGCAAGCAGUUUCCCAUAUCAGCAUUUGCUGCAUUAGAUGACCUGUCCCAGCUAGCAGUGGGUUUCGCCAAUGGCGCCGUAACUGUCGUACGGGGCGACCUCAUUCACGAUCGCGGCGCGCGACAACGGACCGUCUUUGAAUCCGAGGAGCCCGUCACUGGUAUAGAGUUCCGUGAAGGCCACAUCACAACGUUGUAUAUCGCGACGACUAGUCGAAUAUUGACACUGGUAAUAUCCGGCAGAGGACAGGGGCAGCCAGCGAAAUCACUAGAUGACCACGGUUGUGGUGUGGGAUGCAUGGCAGUAGACAAGUCCACGCGCGAUGUUGUCGUGGCGCGAAACGAUGCCAUCUAUUACUAUGGUCAGCAUGGGAGAGGCGCGCCAUACACUUAUGAGGGCGAAAAGCAGAUGAUUACUAUGUUCAAGGAUUACGUGGUCCUCGUCUCGCCGCCCAAGUCGAAUGUCAUACCGCGUUCCAAUCCUCUCAGAGCCCUUGGCAUGGGCCCGGCUGAUGACGUCUUUAACACUUCGAGUUUCACAAUGCUCAAUACUGAAUUGAGAUUCGUGGCGCAUCAAGAGCAGAUUUCGUCGCAAGUCAAGUUCCUCAUUGCGGAAUGGGGCGACCUGUUCGUGCUGACCAUGGACGGCAAGAUGUUCCGCUACCAUGAGAAGCCGUUUGCUCAAAAGUUGGACAUAUUAUAUCAGAGGAACCUCUACGUUCUAGCCAUCAACAUGGCUCAGAAGGCCGGUCUCGACGCUUCGCAGCAGAACGUGAUCCUACGAAAGUAUGGAGAUUACCUGUACCAGAAACAAGACUACGAUACGGCAAUGCAACAAUACCUGAAAGCGAUCGACAACACCGAGCCUUCACAGGUCAUCCGGAAAUUCCUGGACACGCAACGGAUACAUAACUUGAUAGAAUACCUCGAGGAAUUGCACGAUCACCACAAGGCUACAUCAGAUCACACUACACUUCUCCUGAACUGCUAUGCAAAACUCAAGGAUGUAGAAAAACUGGAGGAGUUUAUCAAGUCCCCUGGCGAUGAUCUCAAAUUCGAUCUCGACACAGCAAUCUCAAUGUGCCGACAGGGAGGCUAUUUUGACCAGGCCGCCUAUCUAGCACGGAAACACGGUGAACAUGAAAUGGUCGUUGACAUCCUGAUUGAGGAUUCGAGACGCUAUGCGGAAGCGCUCGCCUAUAUCUGGCGACUAGAGCCCGAGGUAGCUUACUUUAACCUCAUGAAGUACGCAACUGUGCAGUUAGAACAAUGCUCAAAAGACACAACUCAGCUCUUCAUCGAUUACUACACCGGCAAUUUUAGGCCAAAGAAGGAUGCCAUCGUUAUACCUAACGCUCCCGCAACAUCAGGCAUGGGUAUGGGUAUGGGCUUGGGCGUUGCAUCCAGCGCAGUGCAGAAUCUUGCUGCACUUCUACCCCUUCCUUACAUGAACACCAGCGCCGUCGCUUCGCCACCUUCGGGCGAGUCAAAAUCGACAUUGAGUCAAGCUCAAGUCAUCGAGACUAGCACAGACGAGCCGCCUCCAGAGUACGAGAUACCCAAACCCCGCACGGCGUUCUCCGCCUUCGUAGACCAUCCCCAAGAGUUCAUAAUCUUCCUCGAGGCUUGCAUCAAGUCCGAGAGUCUCCGCGAAGACGACAAGGUGGAUCUCUACACUACCCUCUUCGAAAUGUACCUCCAUAUUGCCUCUUCUAAGAAAGAUGGGGAGCGAAAGGAAUGGGAGAACAAGGCACGGAAGCUAGUAGAAGGCAACAACAUCCCGAUAGACACGUCGAACGUGCUCCUUCUCUCCCACCUCUCCAACUUCCGCGACGGGACCAUACUCGUCCGCGAACAGCAAGGCCUCCACUUUGACAUCUUCCGCUCCUACACCGCCGCCAACGACACCCAAGGCGCUAUCCGUGCGCUCCGCAAGUACGGACCAGAAGAGCCCGCGCUCUACCCCGCCGCCCUCGCAUACUUCACCUCCUCGCCCGAAAUUCUCGCUGAAGCCGGCGACGAGCUCGAUGCCGUGCUCAAGAAAAUCGACGAAGACGGCCUCAUGGCGCCGCUGCAGGUCAUCCAGACGCUGUCCACCAACGGCGUCGCCACAAUGGGUAUGAUUAAGACAUACCUCUCCACGACCAUCGAGCGCGAGCGCGCCGAGAUUGCCACCAACCGCCGCACGAUCGAGACCUUCCGGUCCGACACUGACGCGAAGAAAGCAGAAUUGCAAAACCUCAACUCCAAGCCUGUCACGUUCCAGGCGACGCGCUGCAAAGUGUGCGACCGCCCGCUUGAUUUGCCUGUUGUACACUUCAUGUGCAAGCACAGCUUUCACCAGCGGUGUCUCAGUCUGGACGAGGAUGUGGAAGACGAGAGCGUGGAGUGUCCGCUAUGCAGUGGGCAGAAUCAGACGGUGAGGGCAAUUCGGAAAGCGCAGGUUGAGAGUGCCGAGAGGCAUGAUUUGUUCAAGGAUGCGUUGAGAAGGAGCAAAGAUGGGUUCGCGGUGGUUAGUGAGUGGUUUGGCCGUGGUGUUAUGGGGGUAGGGACGGCCGAAUGAGGGCGUCCUUGAUACCUGGUGUUUCGAUUUCUACCGUUCUUCAGAACGUAAUCAGUUGAUGCAUGUAUACAGUGCUAAAAGGAAAUGGGCACAAGUACAACAAGCUUAUGCGUUGUCUGUCCUGGAAUAACUCAUAGAACCUC